CGUUUCUCCUUUAAACAUGGAUGACUCAGCAGACAUUUGCGUUCCUCGGGAAAACCGUAUCACGUGAUUGCAUGUUGUUCACGGGUACAUGUACAACCGUCCUACGACCACCACCUCAGCAGUGCCCAAGUUAAAACCGGUUUCAAUCUGUCUGAACAGAUAGACGUUUCUCCUAAAACAUGGCCGACUCAGUUGUUUGUCGUGAUUCAAAUCAAAAUGAUAUCGAGCCAGGUGACAUCUUGCAGUUCCAAAGAAAAGGCUUUUUCCAUUAUGCUGUAUACAUAGGUGAUGGAAUGGUAGUACACCAGACAAAGGAUCAAGGAGUUCUUAAACAAAGUCUCGGCGAUGUGAUUCAGCAGUGCAGUUUCUACAUCGAUAACAGCUUGGAUUUGGAAAUAAGUCCUAAAACUAGGAAACAGAUUGUGAAGGAUGCACUCAGCCGAGUGGGGAGAAAAGGAUAUGAUAUCUUGACAAGUAACUGCGAACAUUUUGCAACCUAGUGUAGAAAUGGGCAAGCAAGAUGCAAACAGAUUGGUGAAAAGAUCAAGCAGGGCGUGACAAGUGUCAGCAAUGCUGGUCCAGGCUCUGUGUCAUCAUCUUCAUCCAAAGGAAGCAACGCUGCGGCCGCUGACGUGUUCUGCAUGGGCUGUACAUCUGUUUCAAAAGCCAAACAGCAAUGACAUGUCUCUACAGCUAAAAGUAUUGUUCGUAGUAGCUUUGAUCAAUGUUAUGUAAACACUCGCUCAAUAUUAUAAUGGUACUUAAUUGUUGUUUUGGCAUUUGACAUUCGUGUUCCUAAUUAACUUCUCAUACCUGAUGUCUCCUCUCGUGCCUGGAAAUAAACAAGGUGUACAAUGCAA
Molecule: messenger RNA, 860 nt
Organism: Haliotis rufescens (red abalone)
Lineage: Eukaryota; Metazoa; Mollusca; Gastropoda; Lepetellida; Haliotidae
Product: phospholipase A and acyltransferase 4-like
Exons: 5
Coding region: 180-500 (106 amino acids)
Biological process (GO): N-acylphosphatidylethanolamine metabolic process
Cellular component (GO): cytoplasm
Molecular function (GO): A2-type glycerophospholipase activity; glycerophospholipid phospholipase A1 activity
Source: RefSeq, a predicted model, not a curated record